This is a messenger RNA of Penicillium cinerascens, 2052 nucleotides long. Its product is annotated as LysM peptidoglycan-binding domain-containing protein. The record is from RefSeq and is a predicted model, not a curated record. Lineage: Eukaryota; Fungi; Ascomycota; Eurotiomycetes; Eurotiales; Aspergillaceae. The transcript is spliced from 8 exons. The coding region runs from base 1 to 2052 and encodes 683 amino acids.
AUGAAAGCCGGUCUCUCUCUCGUCUUGAUAGCUGGCGCAGGUCUUGUUCAAGCACACGGCCAAGGUCACGGCUUUCUUCAUCGGCGUGCGCAAACAAUAACGAGUGCUGAAGCACUAUCAAGUCCAGACAAACCAACUCUGACCGGAACCAUUAGCAACUGUAACCAAUGGUAUGAUGUGGUCCAGGGGGACUCUUGCUGGGCCAUCACACAAGAUUUUGGAAUCACUCAAGAUCAGUUUGAAGCUUGGAACCCGGCCGUAGGUAGCUCUUGCGUGGUCGAAAUUGGCGUUUCAUACUGUGUGGGAGUCGGCUCAGUCGUGUCGACAACAACGCCUUCCAUUUCGACCACGACCAUCAAGUCGAGUGACCCAGUGUCAAGCAUAACAUCUUCAAUCACGGGCACGGGCACAAUCACAUCAAACGCCACAUCUACGACGCCCUAUUCUACCCUUUCUUACAACACAACGACCAAUCCAGUCACUAUAACUGACUCGACUUGGCCGCCGACCCAGACACAGUCAGGGCAGCCUAGCUACUGUAACAAUUGGUACCAAGCCAAGAAUGGAGAUACUUGCGAGACUAUCACCUUCAGAUAUUCUACAUGGAUGGACAGGAGUGACUUCCUUGAUUGGAAUCCAGCGGUGGGUGAGAACUGUACUAGCAUAUUCUACGGUUAUUGGUACUGCGUCGGAAUCAAGCCGCAAACUUCGAUCGGAUACAACGAGACGGCCACAUCACUAUGGUACCCUACGUGGUCAUAUACGGCCCCAGCCGCCAUGGAUACAAAUUUCUCUCCUACACCUGCACAAGAUGGCCUCGCAAGCGAUUGCCAAGACUACUAUAUUACAGAUGAGGGUGAUACCUGUGCGAGCAUCGCCGCCUCUCAAGGCUUUCUUACCGAAGAUCAGUUUAUUCAGUGGAAUCCUGCUGUUGGAACCAAUUGCUCCAACAUCCAGACAGGAUAUUACUAUUGUAUCUGGAACGGAACAUCUCUGCCCUUGCCAUCAACCACAAAUGCAUUGCCGUCUCCCGUGCAGGCGGGCAUUACAUCGAGUUGCACUGCGUGGUAUCAAGCUAGUGACGGAGAUAACUGUGAUCUUAUCCCUGAGGAGUUCGGUACUUUUUCAAAACCCGAAUUUCUCAACUGGAACCCUGCCGUGAAGUCUGAUUGCUCUGGACUUGUGAUGGGAGAUUACUACUGUAUCGCGGUGCCAGGAACCCCCACGACUCGAACUGCAUCGGCACCCAGCUUGCCUACGCCAACAACGCCGGCUGAUACUAUUUCGACUUGCUUAGACUACUGGCUGGUGGGAACAAACGAUAAUUGCACGACAAUCGCUGAGGCAAAUGGAAUCUCAGUUGCGACUCUGGUGACUUGGAACCCUUCCCUGGAGUCGAACUGCAGUGGAUUGAGCUCCAACACAUAUAUUUGUGUUGGAAUCCCCAGCAAUGCUACCAGCACAUCGACGACUUCUGUUACAACCACCACUGGAGCAGGUACUUCCAGUACGACAUCUUCCGCCACAACAACCGCAACCACUACAUCCGGGGCAGCAACACCCUCGCCUAUCCAGACGGGCAUGACAAGUGACUGUAUUCGGUUUUACAAAGUCGAGACAAACGAUGGCUGUUAUGAUAUUGCCCAAGAUGCAGGGAUAGCGCUCAGUGACUUCUACAGCUGGAAUCCUGCUUUGAACGGCGAUUGCUCUGGUCUUCAGGCAAACGUGUAUGUCUGCAUCGGAAAGACAGGAUACGCGACCACCAUCACCACCGGUACACCUGUUCCUGUCACGCCAACCCCAACCCAGACCGGAAUGGUGACCGGCUGUCUACGCUUUUACGAUGUACAUAGCGGAGAGGGCUGCGCUGAUAUAGCCUCUGAGGCAGGCAUUGCCGAAUCUGACUUCUAUAGCUGGAACCCAGCUGUGAGCACGAACUGUGCCGGUCUCCAGGCCUUUGUGUUUGUAUGUAUUGGAACUAAGGGGCCUAUUACGACAAUAACCAGUGGGACCCCAGUGCCGGCGACGACUACCAGCUACUUUAGUACUUGA